UCAUCAUAUCAUAUCAUAAAUCUGUUCUAUAGAUCAAAGCUAUAUACAUUACUAAUCAAUUGGAUCAAUCCAAAUGGCUGCUGUUUUCAAGCCUUUGCAGUGCUUACUAAUCGUCACAUUGUUGUCAUUCUUCAACUUACAAAUGAGCGGAGCCAUUCGCGUGCUGCUGCAGGUACCCGGCGAAUCGCUGCUAUCCGCGGUUCUUCCCGGCGGCGUCAGCCACAUUAUCCCCACAAUUCCGCCAGUAGAUCAAACUGUGCCGUCGUCACCGCCACCGUUGUCCAACGAGCCGCUCUCUUUUCCACCGUUGCCACACAACACAACAUUGUUAGGAGCAGCCGUACCGCCUCCGUCACCGCCACCGCCAGCAUCCUUAUUGCCAACUUUGCCUUUAGUCCCCCCUUCAGUAAUCCCUUUGCCCAACCCUCAAAGCAUUUUACCACCUCCCAUACUAAACUAGCUAGUCAUGUUUGACUUUCUUAUUCAAAUAUGUUAAUCGUUGACUAAUAAAAAAAAUACUCCCUAGAAAAUUAUUUAUAAUAAUAUAAUAAUUAAAGUAUGAAAUUGAUAUGAGAAUUUUCAGAAAAUAUAUAUUGAUAAAAAUAUACGGAGUAUAUUAAUAAAAGUAUUACUAUGUAUAUUGGUCAAAGUUUGACAUAUUUGAAUAAGAAACUAACAAUACCUAAUCUUUGGUGGGAUGAGGCCAUGAAGGAGGCAGUAUUAUGUUUUAAUUUCUCGAUGUAUUUUUGUUCUAAUGUGUUGCUGUAUGUAUGGGUCACAUGCAUGCAGUUGUGUUGGUUUUCAAGUCAUAGAGCAGUACGCACUACAUACAGUAUAUGUUAUGGAUCGAUGAACCAUUACACAUAAACCACUACUUGUAAUGCGUACCCAUGCUUCUCUGUAUCUUUUAUUUGAGUAAUAAGCACUUUUCUUUUCGAG
Cuscuta epithymum is the source of this 939-nucleotide messenger RNA. NCBI's taxonomy places the organism in Eukaryota, Viridiplantae, Streptophyta, Magnoliopsida, Solanales, Convolvulaceae. The record is from the annotation of a GenBank genome assembly.